GCGCACGCGCAUCAGGCUUGUGGCGCAUGAGCUAACCAGACAAUCUGCUCCGCAUGCGCAUUUCCCCGCCCCCGCCUUACCUCCAAGCUGUUCUGGGGUUCAGAGCGCAUGCGGAAACGGGGAGGGGAAGGAAAGGAGCGCUCGCCGGGGCGCAUGCGCACCUGGCAGUGCUGGAGGGCGGGGCGGUGAGAUGGCGGUGGCACGGGCGCUGUGGCGGGGGGCAGUGUGCUGGUGUCCCGGAGCUGGGGAUGGCUCGUGGGCUGUGCCGGUUUGCAGACUGAAGUCAUCAGUCAGUUUCCUUACUCGACCUGAUCGUCCAAAUCUAGCUUACCAUAAGCUAAAAGGCAAGAACCCAGGCGUUGUUUUUCUCCCAGGUCUUAAUUCAAAUAUGAAUGGUCACAAAGCAAUUGCACUUGAGGAAUUCUGCAAAUCUUUAGGUCAUGCCUAUGUAAGGUUUGACUAUACAGGAUGUGGAAGCUCAGAUGGUCAUCUUAAGGAAUGUACAAUUGGGAAGUGGAGAAAAGAUGUUCUGUCAGUACUGGAUGAACUCACAGAGGGACCACAGAUUCUCGUGGGAUCCAGCUUGGGUGGAUGGCUGAUGCUUCAUGCUGCAAUAGCGCGCCCUGAAAAAGUAGCUGCUUUAGUUGGAGUAGCUGUAGCUGCAGACUACGUCAUAACAACUUUUAACCAGCUUCCUGUUGAGGUAAAAAAAGUAGUAGAAGAAAAAGGUGAAUGGAAGCUGCCAACAAAACAUAACGAAGAGGGCUUUUAUUGUUUGACAUAUGAUUUCAUUAAAGAAGCAGAAAACCAUUGUCUCUUAGCUAGUCCUAUUCCCAUAACUUGCCCUGUAAGACUUAUCCAUGGCAUGAAGGAUGAAGAUGUUCCUUGGCAUAUUUCCAUGCAGGUUGCUGACCAUGUCUUGAGCAAAGAUGUUGAUAUCAUCCUCCGCAAAGCUGGCCAACACCGGAUGAAAGAAAAAGAUGACACAAAGCUUCUUGUGUACACUGUUGAUGAUUUGAUUGAUAAGCUUUCACACUUGGUGUGAGUUGCAUGGUAAAACAAAUGCAUGAGUACACAUGGCUCUCUUCUGUGUUAACUGAAAAUGUCUUUAACGGCAGUGGAACACUGCUGAAUCAGAAAAGGUGCAGAUGCUAUGAACAAAAGGAACUGAAGCUUUAACUGUUGUUUCCUUUACCUCUGUUUUGUAAAAAAAGGUAUUUUCUAAAUGCUGCAUUUGCACAAAUAGUAGAAAAUGUGAAGAAACUGCUGCUGUUUGUUUGGAAACUUCUCCCCCACCUCAGAUCUGUGACUUUUUUCACAAGUUUCCUACACUAUUUUGUAUUGAAAUAUGUUUACCUUUCUUAGAUUUGUGCCAAUGCUUAUUUUUUCUAUUAUUUGACCUGUACAAGUUAUUUUUACGUUCACUUCACACGCUUCAAAUAUUGUGCUUUAUGCUGUAACAUUCUUAUUUGAGUCCUGAAACUUUUAUGCAAGUUUUUUGGCUCAUUUAAAAAAAAUACAGCUGAAAUGUUUAAUGAGAUUUGUGUCUUUGAAUAUAGAAUGAGUCAACAUGAAGCAUAAUAAAAAAAAAAAAAAAAGCUUCAAAUAUAAGGUGGUAUUUUUUUGUUGCUGCUUACUAAACAAAAAAGAAAAGAAAAGCCCUGGUUAACAAAAUAAUGCUCUUAGUGUCUUUGUGCCUGGGAUGUAAUAUGAUGAGCAAGUUGGACUUUGUGGUGCUAUACUACUUAAUCAUCAUAGCCCUGAUGCACCACUCGGAUAGGAAUUGCACGGCUAUUAUUUUAUGACUUUAGAAUAGCUAGCUCUCUGCCCUAACAUUCUGCACAACGUACAGGACUGAAAUUCAUGGUAUUUCUGCUUUUGUUAGUUUUUCAUUUUGAGGCAGGAAUGAAGCGAAUAGACCAAUGCUUGUUCCCAACAUCAUGCAUAAAAUUGAAUGCACACACUAACACUUGAAAAAUUGCAUUUUCUGACUGGUUUGUUUUUUUUUUGGUCUCUAGGGAAUAAUAUCUACUCAGUUCAAAUUAUAACUUUAGUUAUUACAUGAGUCAACUCUACACAGCUUCCUGUUUGUUAAACUCCUUACUUAAGCAGUGUUAAAACAAAGCCAAAGUUUUGUCAGUGUUAUGCUUUUUGGCUUCACUUUCCCCAGUUACUCAUUACAGUGAAUAUUAAUUUGGCAUGCAUGCUUGGAGAAAGCACAAGGAAGGAUUUGGCCUCCAGUACUUACUCUAAUACUGGACUUGAAUACUUCUGUUCAUUAGGUACUAAAUCUGCUUUAUAGACUAAACAUGAUGUGUGCAAAUAUGAACACUGCAGAGCUGAAAUGAAGUUGCAUGUAAAGCAUAUAAAUCAGUAGGUGUCUCACCUGGGGAUUAAAUUAUGAAUGUGUUUGUCAGGUAGGUUAUUUCUCCAGAAAUAAAAUAUAUGUGCCAUGAAAUGUCAGAUGAGUUGAUUUAGGUAAUAGGCUGGAAUAACAGAAACCAUGCAUGGUUACUGUUUAAUUAGAAAAAUAAUUUGUGACCACUGGUUUCAUUAAUUUUCAAUUAAUAAAUUACUUCAGGAUUACCAAAUAAAGACUAAAGCCACUAGGGGCACCAUAUGCCAAAAGAAUCUCAAAUCUGUUAUAACUUGCUCUGGUUUCUCUUCAAGUCGCAUAAAUCUUUUACCUUGGUGUUAACACUGAGAGAAGCACUAAGUGGUUUUUUUUGUUAAGUACUGUUUUGUGCAUCUAUUUCAUCACUAUACAAACAAGAGGUCAUAACUUGCCACUUUCACAGCCCAGCUGGAAGGAGAAAACAUAACUAUAAAUUCAGAGGAAGCAAGGAUACGGUUUACAAUUUAAAUCCCGUUCUUCUGAAUUUCAUAACUUGUUCCUCUAAUCAAAUUAAGACGUUGAAUAAGAAAUGUCUAUUUAUGAAUAAGAACAUUUCAGGAAUUCUGUCUUCCAAAUAGUACUUUUAGCAUUUUUCAUGCAUGCAGUAUAUACAGCCCCUUCAGUAGGACAACCUUUAAAAAUUGACUUCACCAUUCCUCUACACUUUGAGUGAAAGUUCAGAGGAUAAGGGUGUAUGCAUUCACUCUUCUGGCAUCUUCUGGUGAAAAUUAGCACUUUGUUCAGAAAAUUAUUUUUGUUUUAUAUUGUUGUUUCUAGUACUUGAAAUGUGGAAGUUGAUUGUGAAGUUUCUUUCCUGAAGAGUUUAAAGGGACUCAACCAAAUCAAAACCUGACUUGAAAACUAUGUUCUACCCUUGAUACAUCUUGGACAACUUUUGUACUCAUAUGCUUAAUAAAUCUCUCUCCUCAGGUUCUUUCACUUCUUUUUUCCUGGCUAUGUUAUACAUCAGAAAGGCUGCAUAAUUAUUGCUAAAAAUGUAGCAACAGACUGAAACAGAUGGACCCCAAUUAUACUUAAAUCUUUGGAGACUUCUUAUCCGACUUCUCACAUACUAAAAAGUGAGAUUUUUUUUUUUUUUUUUUUUUUUUUAAUGUGUCCCUUUAACCUUCCAUUUGUAGCCGUUCUGAUAAGGUAAGGAAGAGAAAAUGUCCAUUAGAACUAUGCCUAGUCUAACUGUAUAAUGGAAACAUGUUCAACUUUACCUUCCACUGAAACAUUCCUUUCUUAAAAAUGUUCAACUCUACUUUCCACUGAAACAGUCUGUUCUUAAAACUGUCACCUGUCACAAAUAAAGUACUGUU
This is a messenger RNA of Alligator sinensis (Chinese alligator), 3717 nucleotides long. It is a transcript of the gene ABHD10, whose product is annotated as abhydrolase domain containing 10. The transcript has 5 exons. Gene Ontology annotation, molecular function: hydrolase activity, hydrolyzing O-glycosyl compounds; palmitoyl-(protein) hydrolase activity. The record is from RefSeq and is a predicted model, not a curated record. Gene Ontology annotation, biological process: protein depalmitoylation. NCBI's taxonomy places the organism in Eukaryota, Metazoa, Chordata, Crocodylia, Alligatoridae. The coding region runs from base 191 to 1045 and encodes 284 amino acids. Gene Ontology annotation, cellular component: mitochondrion.